Molecule: messenger RNA, 1698 nt
Organism: Aureobasidium namibiae CBS 147.97
Lineage: Eukaryota; Fungi; Ascomycota; Dothideomycetes; Dothideales; Saccotheciaceae
Product: putative multicopper oxidase, type 1
Exons: 2
Molecular function (GO): oxidoreductase activity; copper ion binding
Source: RefSeq, a predicted model, not a curated record
GUGGCUUCUUCUGCUAGCAAGGCAACCUCAUCAUCCUCAUCCACGUCAUUAGUGGCUGAUGCCGCUUGCACCAACGGUCCAAACUCCCGUGCUUGCUGGAGCAGUGGUUACAGCGUCAAGACAGACUUUGACCAGAAGCAUCCCACCACAGGACAGACUGUUACUUACAACCUUGAGAUCACGAACACAACAUGUAAUCCAGACGGCAACGGAGCCAUUGAGUGCUACCUCAUCAACGGCCAGUUACCCGGGCCAGUCAUCACUGCCAAUUGGGGAGACAAAAUUGUUGUCAACGUCAAGAACUCCCUCCUGAACAAUGGCAGCAGUUUCCAUUGGCACGGUAUCAGACAACUCAACAGCGUCGGUGCUGAUGGUGUUGGUGGUCUUACCGAGUGCCCUAUCCCCCCCGGCCAGACCAGACAGUACACAUUCCUUGCUACUCAAUUCGGUACUUCAUGGUACCACAGUCAUUACUCAUCCCAGUACGGUAUGGGUGUCACUGGCACAAUUGUCAUCAACGGUCCCGCCACAUCCAACUACGAUAUUGAUCUUGGUACUUUCCCUGUCAGCGAUUGGUACUAUGGCCUUGCAAACAACGUCAACGAAAUCACUCUUGCCAACCUCCAGAACAACGCCCCGCCACCGAACGGUGACAACAUUCUCGUUAACGGCCUUGGAAAGAACAAGGCAGGCGCUGGAUCCUACGCCAAGAUGACUCUUACCAAGGGCAAGAAACAUCGCCUGCGAUUGAUCAACACCUCGGUGGACAACGCCAUUCGUGUCAAGCUUGACGGCCACAACUUUACCGUCAUCGCCGCUGAUUUUAUUCCCACCCAGCCUUUGACCGGACAAGGUUGGCUCCUGCUCGCCGUUGGCCAGAGAUACGAUGUCAUCUUCACCGCCAACCAGACUCCUGGCAACUACUUCUUCCGUGCUGAGGCCGCUACCGAUUGUUUCAGUGGUAACAACAACCACGGUCGUGCUCUAUUCACAUACUCUGGAGUUACCGCCGCCGAGCCUACCGACAGCAACGAGGCCCCUCCUACCAACGGCUGCACUGAGCUCAACACUGUUCCUUACUGGAAUCAGGCCGUUGACCAGAGCCAAUACGCCGCUCAAGUCCAGACCCUCAGCACUGGGGUUGCUCCCGGCCUCACCACAAACGGUCAGAACUUCGCCCUCUGGCACUUGGACACUACUGCUAUGAUGGUCAACUGGGACAAGCCUACCCUGCAAUACGUGUUCGAGGGCAACACCAGCUACCCCGACCCCUAUGCCGUCAUUGAGAUUCCCAACGAGGGUACCUGGACUUAUUGGCUCAUCCAGAUGGGCCAACAGAACCCUCCUCUCCCUCACCCCAUCCACUUGCACGGUCACGACUUCUUCGUCCUUGGCUCAGGCGCCGGCGUCUUCGACUCCAGCACCGCAAACCUCAACUUUGCCAACCCCCCUCGUCGCGACACUUCCAUCCUUCCCGGUCUCGGUUGGCUGCUGAUCGCCUUCCCGGCAAACAACCCUGGAGUCUGGCUCAUGCAUUGCCACAUUGCAUGGCACAUUUCCGAAGGCCUGGGUGUUCAAUUCAUCGAGGCAAAGAACUCGAUUGCUAUGCCUGACCAGACCACUUUCAACUCACAGUGUGAUGCUUGGAGAAGCUACUCUAAGAGCAUGGCUUACCCCCAAAUUGACAGUGGGCUUUAA